This is a messenger RNA of Mycena citricolor, 5340 nucleotides long. NCBI's taxonomy places the organism in Eukaryota, Fungi, Basidiomycota, Agaricomycetes, Agaricales, Mycenaceae. The record is from the annotation of a GenBank genome assembly.
UGGAGGCCUUGUCACAUUUUGAGGCCUCACUUUGCUACAAAUGGGCCGCUGAAUCUUUGAUGUAUCAAAGCAUGAAACUAAGACUCAGGGAGUUGCUAACGCACUAACGUCGCUAGGGUGCGUACGGAUCAGAUUCCUAGCUCAUUAUAUCCAACCUCUAUGUGUGUACAUACUGGCCAUCGUUCGAGAGGCAGAUACUAACCGUUGGAACUGAUCGAACUGGAAGGUCUGGGACGUUCCGAACGUGAUCCGAAUUGAUGAUUUGCAGGUGACCGCGAGCCGGGGCACGUGUUGACAUUCAACACGACAACAGACAACAACAGGUUGAUCCCCUCGCCGUCUUACCCUGCCUUCCUGCUGCCAUGGAUCUUCCAGGCCGCUACGGUACCAUUGCUCUUCUACGCCCCGGGGACUCUACAACGGUGCAGUCCUUCGGCGUCGACACGGACAGCGUCACCUUUGGUCGCGAUCCUACUUGCUCUAUCCGUCUGUACUACACUGCAGUCGCCCCGUUACACGCCCGCGUAGCGUUCAAUGACGACAAGAAAGCCUACAUCGAGGUUUUUGGUGCAACGGGGGUUGUUGUCGAUGGGUGUCAGGUUCUGCCAAACGACGAAGACUCUGUCAAGCCCUCCUCAGAGCCAUUGCUCAAUGGCAGCGAAUUUGUUAUCAAUAACAAGAAGUUCCGGUUUAGUUACCCGCCAAAAGAGAGUCGUGCUGCUUUAUGGCAAUCUCCUGCGCCCAAUCGCAAAUUACGACUAUCUAUGAUCGCCUCGGCUCAGGUCUUCUCUCCUCGCCCGUCCAAUGAUCCUCGCGAAAACCUCCGUAUCCUGCAGUCCCCGCUCAGAGCUCCGUUUACGCUCCCUGCACGUGGGCGAAGCACCAGCCGAAGCCCGUCUCCAACAAAGGGCAGGCGCUCACCAAGUAAAUCGCCCACCAAAUCCGGGCCCUCUUUUAAUCCAUUCGCACCGGCUCAGUCUCGUGAUAGCGAACAGGAUGCAGACCAAGAUAUGGAUACCAUCGACGAAGCGGACGAGUAUGACGACAUGGAAAUGGAUCAUCCCACACUAACACUAGUGCAUGGGUCGUGUCCCAAAGUGGUUGAAGAGGCGAGAGAUCUUGUCAUUCUCGAGGAUGUUGGCCCAUAUCUGUCUCCGACCGGUGACACGAAUUCGGGAUCUUCAUCGUCUGGUUCAGCUUCAUCAUCUUCGUCCACUUCCCAACCUAGGACGCCCAAACGGCCCACCGCGACUCUGCAUCGUGCUGUUCUCAUUCGCAGUGCGCACCGUGCUGUCUGGAACGCUGGUACUUCGAAUCUAGGAUCGAACGGCUCUAGCGCAGUUGGACCUCCAACUAGUCCUACUAAGAGCAAGAGCCCGACUAAAUCCAACGCCGGCACUAAUACAGGCCUCGCGCAAACAAGCCCUAUCAAGGCUAAUCCUGCCCCGCUUCCCAGACCGGUCUUCGGAGCACCUAUCUCACCCGAGAAGCCAACAGCGAACGACUCGGGACGCUUGUAUCCCACUCUGCCUCCGCCGACAAGCCCGACCAAGGUCCUGCCGCAGCCGGCCGCUACGCCCCGUCGCACACCUGUGUCACCGACGAAACAGUACACUCCGCGCGUGCCUGUUGGUGUUGCCGGUCCCUCGGCUGUGGCAAGCAGCAGUGGUGUCGAUCCAGAUCCAGACUCCGAUUCAGAAGACACCUCGGAGGAGGAGGUCAGAGACCUCGGGCUCAGUGUUAUCAGCGUCUCUAGCGGUAGCAGUAGCAGCGAGGGCGAGGAUGAUGUAAUGGAAGAUUAUCAGGAGGAGGUCCAUGACGAGCCUAGGGUCCCUGCCAAGAAACUGGGCUGGCGGAAGAGUUUCGAGAAGCUGGUUGGCGGGUUCUUUGGUGUCAAAGAGGAGGAGCAAGAAGAGGUGCUGCCCGAACCGGCUGAACCGACUGAAUCGACUGGACAUGAUAGGGAUGAGCAAGCAGGUGAAGAACGGAGCAAACAAGAAGAUCAUGACGAACAGGAAAUCGAGCAACCUGUGCUACCGAUGACCACUUUGACCCCCAAACGCAAGACAGUGCUCCAGAACACAACAACGCCGGCAAGACUUCCGGUUGCGUCACUGGAGGGAGAGGUUCCCCAUCCGGCCGCCAAAACACCGGCGGGUUUUGGUCGCAAAUCGAUGGGCGCGACGGCAAUGGAUGUUGACUCAGAAGGUUUCCAGCCCGUAUACCCUGACUUGGCUGCCCUCACGACUGAAACCUCAGUCAAGACCUCCGUAGCACCACCCCCGGCAGUAGCAGCUCGCACCCUUCCACCUUUUAUGACACCUCAGCCAUCCCGUGUCGCGUCCAGCAACCCCCGAUUCUCGCUUGGAGGUGUUGCGCAGCGAAUCCCGGUGUCUCAGUCUCCGUGGAAAGUCAAGGACCUUGUACUCGACUCCCCUUCAAAGCCCGACGCAGAACGAAAGACUACCACUUCCAGUGUUUCUGAUGCCGAGCGCAAGGCCAUUUCGGAGCGCCGCCGCAGCGCGUUGACUGCUCCUGAUCCUUUCUGGGGCGUCGGAGGUGUGCCGGGUAUGUCGCGUAUGUCGUCUCCGCGCAAAGGAUCCACAUCGCCCCGGAAAGUAUCGCCUUCUGGCUUGCCGAUGUUGGACGAGCACGAUGCUGACAACGAGUUGGCCGGAGAUCGACGAGAUUCGAGACAGAUCUUGCGUGAAUUGAAGGAGAAAGUGGAAGUGAUGAAGCACCGACGCGAUAGUGUGAUUGCAGGCACGCCUAUCAAGGUCAGAGAACGGGUCGCAGCCGAGUUGACAAGGGCGAAGCAAGAAGAAGGACAGAUUCAGAUGGAGGUUGAUGAUGCUGAUGGAGAGCAGCAAGCUGUUGAAGCACAAAACCCGCUUGCUCUUCCAAAGCUUGUCCUGGACGAGAAUCCGUCUCCCAUGAACGAAGAUGAGAAUCCCAUUCUUCCCGCUGCGCAGCAAUCGCCAUUCGAUCUCACCAGCAAUCCGAUUGCGGACCUGCAUGCAGAUGAAACGCGAGAAGAGAAUUCUGAUCAGCUGGUCGCCCCAGAACCACACGAUGCUCGCAGUCGUACACCCAUUGCCGAAGAAACCCCAGCCCCAGCCCGAACGACUCGGCGCACUCGCCAACCGACGGCAGAGCCCGUGGCCGAGGUUGUCCGCGAAACAGUGGCAGAAAAACGUCCAACCCGGAGUCGAGCGGUGACUGCCGAGGCUGCUGAGCCAGAGACAGAAGUGGUUCCUGAGAAACCCCGUCGAGCCCGGAGUCGUGCGCCGACAUCAGAGGCACCACCACAGGCAGUGACUCCGGCUCCCGAGAGCAAGGUCCGCCGAGCCCGAAGUCGUGCACCGACUUCAGAGUCUGCUGUUCUUGAAGAAGAGGAAUCUGCGCCCAAGACACGUCGUGGUCGAAGUCGCGCUCUAGCGGAGGAAGACGACAAACCUAUGCCUCUCCCCGAGGUCCCGGUUGCACCGGCCAAACCGAGACGAGGGCGAAGCCGAAGUGCUACUGCCGAGCCUGAAGAGAUCGAUGAUAAAGAGGUUGCGACUGUUGCUCGGAAGCCGCGAAAGCCACCUUCUGUUCAAAGCAGUGCUGCCGCUGCCGAGCCCGUCUCCGAGCCGGCACUCCCGGUGAAAAGAGCGCGGGCCGUCAAAGCCCCGGCUUCCGUUCCGUCAAAAGCCGUGCAGGACAACGACGGCGAGAUCGAGAUAGUCGCUGUUGUGAAAGGCAGGAAAGGUCGCGUUGCAGCCAAAGUGAAACACGAGGACGAAGAUGAACCAGUGAUGCCAGCGAAAAAGCCCGCGUCGACAUCGUCCAUUCCAAGGCCGAGAUCGACGAGGAAGACUGCAGCGGCGACACCCGAUACGAAAGAAAAGGAGAAAGAGAAUGCCCGCUCUGGGCGGAAGACUAUCAAGGAGGAAGUCGUCGAAAGUGAAAUGCCAGUCAAGCGCGUUACGAGGGCGAGAACGAAAGCAUGAAUAUGAAACAAUGAAACCCAACUUUGUCCUGUUUUUUUGUCUGGAAUUUCGUAUGCUUGCCUGUUGUCGUUUUAUGUGGAAUAUGUGUGUUCAGUUAGCUACUGCUACAUAGGAGAUACGAGACUCAGUCGAAAAAGGGGGCCCCUUUCCCAAUGAGGAAGUCUCCGCUUCCUAAAAGGGAAAUCUCCGCUUUUGUGCAACGCAACCAUCGAUUCGAUGGUUAUCUUGAAGCUGGCUGUAUUCUUGGCACGAUUCUGACCCUGUGCAAAUUUUACAAUAGACGGAAAGAGACGGAAAGAUAAUCAAGAAGAAAUGUGGACAGGCCACAAGGCGUACGGUCCUUCCACGAACUUGGAUCGCCGGCAACUCAGAUUACCAAUAAGCACCCCCAACCGGCGAUUGUCGGCACCCCUGUAGUAGUUGGAUCGGAUCCGGAGAAUGCCGCAUCUCAUUCAUCCUAGCGCUCAAACCAGUUGGAGAAAUCAACUCCCAGUGCAUAGGCGUCAUGCCUUGUACAAUCGGCCUGCCUGCACGUACGUAGUAGACGCAAGCGCAGAGCACAUGCUAUGCCCGCAGGUGACCAGUUGCAAAGAAGGUUCUCGUCGGAUGUCAAUGACAAGUGGGGGCUGACGAAGCGGCCUAGUAAGGCCGUCGAACCUUGUUCCUAGCGGUUGGAUGCGAUCGCAGACCCCAACAGGCGAUUUGUACUGGUGGAUUACAAUCCAGACGUGUCCAAAACAAUGACCCGUGCUGUCCCGCGAAGGGCUACGCGAGGGGCAAGUUAAACUUAGAAUUGCGGCUCCCUCUGCGAAAGCGGCCGAUGUCGUGGGAGAUGGAUUCGAAGAGAAGGCAAGCACUAGCAAGCUCAGCUGGCUGAAGGACACACGAUCCAGACCGACGACUGACUGUUCGCGAUGGCCACCCCGUGACGGUGACAGACCGCGAUGAUGCCCCAGUAUGAGCCUAGUGCAGAUUGCAGAUUCUGCCUUCCGCGGUCAGGAGGACCUCCCCGGGUUGUUAUCUCGGGGCGAUGACGAAGACGAGGACGUGCGAGUAGCAAGGUAAGCAGCGAGGCACGCGCAAAGACGCGAUCGUGCUGGAGAGAAAUUGACUGACGUCACCUCUGCGUCAUGCCUGAUUUCGUUGAUUGAUGUCUUGGCUCCGGAAGGCGGAAAAUGUAGUCGCACAGAACAGCGGAGAACCAGUUGAAUUAUCACAGAAUUCGCAAUAAGUUAUGCACGAUGAGAUACUAGGAAGGCCCAAUGACAGGGAAACCAACGCUGCGCAGUACGAUAGCUGAACGCAGUCCCACAGUGUAUGACAUGGGACAACGGAUAAAUAGCAUGUU